Messenger RNA from Cetraspora pellucida, 122 nucleotides. NCBI's taxonomy places the organism in Eukaryota, Fungi, Glomeromycota, Glomeromycetes, Diversisporales, Gigasporaceae. The record is from the annotation of a GenBank genome assembly.
AUAUUCAUGAAGAAAUGUUGAAAGAUCGAAUUCGAACAGAAAGCUAUUGUGAUUUUAUCUACGAAAAUAAAGAUCUUUUCAAGGACAAGGUUGUGUUGGAUAUUGGGUGUGGUAAUCUGUAG